Molecule: messenger RNA, 6001 nt
Organism: Effrenium voratum
Lineage: Eukaryota; Dinophyceae; Suessiales; Symbiodiniaceae
Source: the annotation of a GenBank genome assembly
AUGGCGGACAGCCGCGUGGCGAGAAGCUGCGCGGCAAAGGCAGCAGGACGGGUGGGGUUCGUCGGUCGCCCGACCUCCGUCAGGUUCAACACGCUGAGUGAGGGGUCCGCAGCCCCCGCGCAGGAGAUGUUGGCAGGGGCUGCGAAGGCCCUGGCGGGCCUGAAGAGCCUCUAUGUCUUGCCACGCACGCUUUGGAUCGCUUUCGGCAUCUACUUUGUGCUGGGCUUCCUGAAUGUUUCCAGCAUGAAGCUCUACCUUCCGCUGCUGCGGAGCCUGGUGGUUUGUGAUGCCCCCGUCAGGGAGGGGCUCUACUCGGGCUCCCUCCGCUGCGGGGACUUUGCGGAGGUCAUCUCCGUGUCGCUGCAGCAGGAGGCCUGGCUGGUGGGGGUGAAGCUGCUGUGCCGCAUGGUCUCGGGCCCCAUCCUUGGGGCGCUCUGCGACUCCCACGGCCGCAAGCCGGUGCUGCUGCUCAGCGUGGCAGGUUUCACGCUGGCCUCGUGGCUCAUUGCCCUGGCGGUGACGCAGGACCUCAUCCCCCCCAUCGCGAUCUUGACCUUCGCGCUGGCAGUGCAAGGCUUGACCACCGCCUUUAAGCUUUGCUUCAACUCCAUGAUUGCCGACUUGCUGGACAAAGAGCAACUCCAGAAGGGCUUCGUUGUGUUGAACCACGUGGACGUGUUGAGCCGCGGCCUCUCCUUGUGCUUCGUGAUUUGGAUCCAGAAGGUGCAGUUCAUGCACUUCGGCUUCCUGUGCUCGAUGGCUGGCAGCCUGGGGGUCGUGGUACUCCUCCUGUGCCACCGACUGCUGCCGGAGACCUUGACCUCGUCCAACGGCGACGGCCCAAAGGGCAUGGCAAAGGACAUGUCUCUGCCAGGCUUGCUGCGGAGCAGCUUCGCGGAGCUCCAGGCACCCUUCGACCUGCUCUGGAAGAGUCGAUUCCUGCAGAUCCGGCUGCUGCAGAUGCUGCUGUUGCAGCUGGGAAACGGCUGGGAGUCCGUGCAGGAUUCCUUUGUGAUCUCCAUCCUGGGCUGGGGCCCGGGGGACUGGGAUCUCUUCAACGUGCCCAUCAGCAGCUUCCGGGAGGUCUGGGGCAUCGUGACCAGCGGCUUCAUGCUGCACUGGGCCAACAAGGAGGAGAACCGCUUCCUCUACGUCCAGGCGAAUGUCGUCUUCGGCUCCGCGAUGCUUCUGGUCCAGAGCUUCGCGCCCUUCGGCGCCUUCUUCCUGCUGAUGCCCAGGUGCUUGCUGGCGCUUUGGCCGGGCGACGGGGGCGCGGACGCUGCCUUCUUCAGCCUCCAGUUCCCCCGCCAGGCGCAGGCAUCUGCCAACGGCCUCCUCAUUGCCACGGACAACAUCUCCUCGGGCCUGGCGCGCUGGAUCUUUGCGCGCUGGUUCUUCGACCCUUCCGCCAGCGGCUGGCGGGCGACGCUGCCGCUCUGGGCUAGGACGAUCUUUACGCUCCUCUCGAAUGCUCUUUGCUUGUACUCCUGGUGGCGAUACUCUCACACGAGGUCCCACAUCCGCUGGUCGAGUUUUGCGAGCGAAAAGAAAAAGCGGGCGCGAGCGUACGGGGAGCUCUCUAUGGGCGACCCCAAGAUGCAAGUCCAGACGCGAGUGGUGCAGAUUCGCGAGCCGGGCCCCAAGAUGGGCGACAGGUGCAAUGGUGCGUGCAGAGCGCUGACCUACCUGCAGCCUGCCCACGCGGCCGCGGAACCGGACCAGUAUGCGUUGAUGGUCUACGAGCUGUCGCGCCUUACAGUCUUUAUGCAGUCCCUGCGGAACAUCCAGCAGCAGCUGGUCCGAUCCUUUGGGGAGGAGGCGGCAAGCAGCAGCGGCAUCGUGGUGAAAUGCCCGCGGAGCACUGCCCGCGAGGGACGUGAUGCACGGGGCCCCAAAGCAUCUGACUUGCUGAAGCCGCAACUUGAUCGGUUGGCGCCUCCCUUGUCGCAGCUGCGCACCCUCGAGGGAGCCGAGGCCUUGGUGCGCAAUGCGCUCAUGACGGGCCGUAUCUCCUCGGCCCUGAACCUCCUGCACGAGCUCCAGCGAGAAGCUGAUGGAAGUGAAGGCAGCAUCUUCGAGGACUUCCGUGUGACCGCUGGAAGGUUGGCCUACCAGUUGGUGUGCAACCAGCAGCUUGAUUUCCUCUUCGUAGCGAUGCACAUGCUUCGCAACGUAGGAGAGAGCGUGAACCGCUUCUUCAAGGCGGUGGCCUUCCAUACCUCGAAGCGCCUGGUGCGGCGCCGCCUGCUGCGCCAUGUGCAGCACAUGCGGCGGCUCACGAGGGAAGAGCAGUCCUUGAUCUGCCUGGUGAACCUAUUGGAGAGGCUCUACACCAAUCCCUGCUACACCACCGAGUUCAAUCGGAUGACCACGGGGCUCACCACCGGGCAGUACCCCCAGCGCGCCCACAGCGAGUCGGUGCCUCCCUUCUGCACGUGGCCCGCGGGCGGGCAGCCCAUGCUACUGGUGGGUCUCGUUUGCGACGGCGCCAUCGGCGGACACAUCGCAGCGGGCCGUCGAGCUGCAGAGCAGAGCACUGGAGAGGCAGGAAGAGACGUCACGGUACACUGGGUGAACCAACGCGGCCCUCAGUUCUUCGAGCAGCAGACAAGCCUUCGGGAGCUGCCGAUGGCUCAACGCAUGCCGCUGGAGCUCUAUGACAUGUGGAGCGGCUACCAGACGCCGGCCAUGGCGGCGAUGCUGGAGAUGCCAACAGAAGCUCGGCGCGCCUGGCAGGCCAUGCCCUGCGGCGACGUGGAAGACUUGGAUGCAACCCCCGUGCUUGGCCUUUCGAACUUUCACAAAGGCUCCAACGUCACACAGGACGUCCAUGGCUCGGACGAGAUUGCGGACAUGCGGGAGCAGGCGGAUGGCGAGGGCGACAGCGAAAUGCUGAACAGCUUGGAAUCCGCGCGACUGGUGAAAGCAAGUUGCCGACUCUGCCGUCUCGAGGGGCCUCAAGAUGAUCACGACACGGUGUCGCCCGCACAUCCAAACCUGCCCGACGGUUUCCUGGAGUCGCUGGGACUGGAUGAAGGCGGACCCAAAAGCCCGGGCGGCCGAGAGUCGAGCCACACCAUGGGCUACCUCCACGUCACCUUGGGCUGGAUGCGCCAAUUGAGCUGGGAGACCCGCGCGCGUAUCGUCAUGGAGAAGACCCACUUCUGGCCGCGGCUGGUGGAGCCGCUCAGCUGGCUGCAGCCCGAUGGAAAAGACCCGGCCAAGGCGUGGCAGCACUGCUGGCUGGACUUUCUUGUGGCGCACCAGGACUGGCGGGGCCUGGCGGCCUGGGUGCGUUCCCUGCCGCUGGCGCUCACCGACUCGGUGGACGAGCACGGGAAGAGCCGCGUGGAGCUUCAAACGUUGGAGGAACGGGGCUUGCGGCGCUGCACCUCCUACGCGCGAGAGGUGCUCUUGCAGCAGCUGGGCCGGCGCGGGGUCUUCUGCUCUUCCGACGCCAAAACCUUCGAGGCGCUCUUGUGCCGGCUGACGCUCUGCGGCAAGCUCUUCGGGGAGGACGAGGAGCGGCGCUCCGCGGGUGGGUUGGAGGGAGGCGCCCUGCCGCUGGACCAAUUGCUGCCCAUGGGCCAGGUCAGCCCCUUCCACUGCUUCUUCAUCAACUUCUGCAUCGACAAUGAUUUGCCAGCAUUGCUCCUGCUGUACCUCCAGCGCUACGACUUGGCCACCAACAUGAGCGCCUUGAAGGAGCUGAAGAUUCAACAGUCGCAGCGCCCCUGGGCGCCACUGCUGCUGGUGGGCCGUUUGGGGAAUGACCACCUCUUCGCGGCGUCGCUGCACCAUGCGGCCUUCGUUUACCCCUCAGACAAACCUGCUGAUUGUAUCAGAGAGGAUGCUGAAGGUGUGCCUUUCCUCCCGCUCGCUGGCUUGGAAUCCAGGCCCAUCGCCUUUCUCGCAACGCUUAUGUUUGCGCCUGUCUCCUCCACCAUGGAGUUGCUGGACCUGCCUGAGGACUGCCCCUGGGCGGUGACCAAGCAGACCUUGCAGAAGGCCGUGGCGGGCUACCCGGCGCUCUGCGAAGCCUUCUUCCCCGAGGGCCUCAAAGAGGAGCCGGGGCCCGCGGCGAAGCGAUCCGCGGAGCGAUACAGCCGAAGUCUCUUCGAGGCGGUCGCGGGCGCCAACGCGGAGCGCCACCAGCAUCAGCGUGAAGUUCCUGAGGACAAGGACACAGCCAUCCCGGCGAAGCUGCACGACAGGAAUGAGACGCGGCACAUGGCGGUGCAUGAGAUGGCCACGUACAAAGGUGACAUCACGCUGUCCACGUUGCUCAGCGACGUGGCCGCUUUCGACGUGCAGGUCCUGGAGCAGCUCCCCAUCUUCCAAGAGGCCAAGACCGACGCCCUGGACCUUGCGUUGCUGGCAGCUCCGGAGGAGCACUUCCCGGACGAGUUGGAAGAGAGCUACUUCCUGGCACAGGGCAGGGCCAUGAUGGCAUACCACGUGCUGAUGACGAAGUGCAAGCAGCACCUGAAGCCGGGAGAGGAGCUCAAGUUUCCCCUGACCCUCACACCGGAGGACGCGCGGCGGCUGCGGAAGGCGGCCAAGUCUGUGGCGCUGCACAACCUGCUGAAUGAGGGGGUGGUCUCCAGCGCGGUGUGCCUCCUGGAGCUCUGCGGCCUGGAGACGGAGAAGCUCCGCGUGGACGUGGAGGCCGCGAAGCGGAUCUACGCCCACACGGUGGGCCGAGGGCCCAAAGAGGGCCGCGCCAGCGCGGCCUCGGUGAUCCAACUCUUCAUGAGCUUCCCCGACACCGAGGACGCCUCCGCCAGCGCGGCCGCGGAGGCGGCGAUCAUUUCCCCGCAUCUGCUGAAUGCCCUGCGCAUGCUCGAGGAGUCGACCUGGGCUUUGGAUCCACACCCUUCCGCACCCACAGCGUCCAUCCAGGCGCUGGGCUACGACUUGCCUUGGCACCUCGUGGCGCUCUUCUGCCGCGUGCACUCCUUGCCGAGGUCUCUCACCUUGCUGCACGAGCUUGCGCGCAACAAUGACUGGGUCAUGUUCCUCUACGAGAGCGACCUGCAGCAGUGCCCUGCGGACACCGUGCUGGACAUCGUGGGCGGCUACUUCACCGAGGUGCCGCUGCAGAGCCAUUUGCAGAUCCUGGCCAACUGCAUCGCUGCCCAGGAGGAGCCGGGGCGUGAAGAAGAGCGCGGAGAGCGCGCCAAGCGCAUGGCACGCACGCAGGAAGUGGAGGCUUCGGAUGCCAUGGGUUUCCUGCAACGGGGCUGCUCCGGCUGGGGUUUGCUGCAGCAGGCGCUGCGACGCGCGCAGCCGCGCCUGGCUGUGGUGGCGUCUGCCUUCCAGGACGUGAGCCUCUUGCAAUGCAUGGCGGUUUGGCUGACAGUCCAUGCAGAGAGAAGUGAGGAGGUCGCUUCCCAGCCGCCGGCGCCCAACCCUGCAGAGGUUGCUGCCCAGAUCGCCAGCCUCUGCCGCAAGCGCCACGCUUUCUCUCUUGUGCUGCGAGCUCUGAAGAUCUUCGAUCCGGAGAACCCGCUCAUCGACUUUGUGUGCUUCCAUCGCGCCUUUGUGCAGUGCCGCUUCAAGAGCUGCCGGGAGCAUCUGCGCCGCUUUGUGGGGCGCCGCCUCCAGAGCUCUGGCGAGUACAGCUUGCCCUUUGCGCCUCACGUGGAGCGUCUGAGCGAGGAUAUGGUUUUGUACCUACUGGACGGCUUCCCAAGAGCCCGAAUGAUGCUCCUCUCAGCGCUGGACGAGGCCAAGUUCUCCCCGCGCUUCUCACAGCUCUUCAGCGCCUUUAGGCUCAUCCAGCAGACGGGUCUGGACGUGGAUUUCCGGGUGCCGAGCACUGAGCUUUUGCAACUGCUGAUCUCCAAGAAGAUGUUCGCAGAAGCACGGGAGUGGGCCAAGCAGAGUGGAGUGGCAGGGGAUACCGUAGUCUUCGAGGAGGUGACCGGUAUGAUCGUCGAAUUCCGGCAGGGAGCGUGGUGGAAUGUGCUGGCAGAGCGAGUGCAGCUUUGGCACAAGU